AUGAAUAUGCUGGGAGACAAACCUCCUGAUUUGGAAGACCGCGACUAUAACCCACAUGAGCGACUCCUACUAGAGGAGCAAGGCCAGCUCUGGUCUAGAGAUGAUGGAACAGAUAGCUGCAGCUUGCUAGCAUCUAGUCUUCUUCAUUUGACAGCAUUGAGCAUAUUCUUCCUCGUCGGAACACUGUUCGGCUUCUUCUGGAGGGCCGACCUCAAUGGCCUCUGUAGUCGACAUGUCUCCCAAUACUGUGAGUUCAAAGUGAACGCCUCGGUGAUCAAAGAAGUGGGAAUAGAGUAUCAUCUACAGGAAUUCAAUGGGUGGCUUUUGAAGGAAAACGUCUUCCGGCAGGAUGCAAGCCCCGAGGUUGAUGCAGCAUGGGAAUCUCUUGGAGUCAAGUACCGAGCGGUUCGCAUACCCCCUCAGGAGGCGGAAGAGUCUGAUCUUGCCCGCGAUCAAGCCAAGAUUCGCGAUAAAUACGGCGGAGGCUAUCCAGCAAGUAUCAAAGGCCUUCACCAUCUUCAUUGCUUGAACCUCUUGCGAGAGUCCCUCUACUACAAUUACGAUUACUACCAGGUUAAAGGGGACGGGAGCUUUCGCGAACAACGCCUCAAUUGUGCGCCGCCAUAUGUCGCACUGUUUAGAUGUCCUUCGGCAGCAACUUAUGUGUACCGGGCAGAAGGAAAACAGCUACCCGCAUACCCCCCAGAGGAUUUUCCGGAGCCCGCUGCGCCCGGAGACACAAUUUAG
Molecule: messenger RNA, 747 nt
Organism: Penicillium canariense
Lineage: Eukaryota; Fungi; Ascomycota; Eurotiomycetes; Eurotiales; Aspergillaceae
Exons: 6
Coding region: 1-747 (248 amino acids)
Biological process (GO): mycotoxin biosynthetic process
Source: RefSeq, a predicted model, not a curated record